Messenger RNA from Mastomys coucha (southern multimammate mouse), 1496 nucleotides. RefSeq names its product tubulin polymerization promoting protein family member 2 (gene Tppp2). Gene Ontology annotation, cellular component: microtubule. Lineage: Eukaryota; Metazoa; Chordata; Mammalia; Rodentia; Muridae. The record is from RefSeq and is a predicted model, not a curated record. The transcript has 6 exons. Gene Ontology annotation, molecular function: tubulin binding. Gene Ontology annotation, biological process: microtubule bundle formation; positive regulation of protein polymerization; microtubule polymerization. The coding region runs from base 249 to 929 and encodes 226 amino acids.
UCUAGAAACUGGCACAGAAACCUGGCAUCCUAGCUUCCUGCGUAGCCCCUGGGUGCAGGUUUAACGCUCUCCUGGAGCAGAAGUUUGCUGGACUUAGGAGCAGAGCUACAGAUGGCUUGAAAUUCUGGCUGAUUUCAACGCAGUGGCUGGACUACUCCCAGAAGACGAGAAAUUGGUGGAUCUCUGCUGCUGAUGCUGGAAGUGAAGACAGUAGAGAGACUGAGCCAGCUGGUGCCAGAAGUGAUGUCAUGUAUACUGUGACAUCACAGUGUUUCUUUUCUGCUUUCUUCACCCAUUUUUGUCUCCCUGUUGCCACGCCUUCUCCCCAGUCAUCUGACUCCCACAUAGCUGCACACACUUGUAUACAAAGGCACAGACACCAGCUGGGCUCCCAGCCCCAUUCCCUACUGCCCCUCCCCCACUCCCACCCCCACCCCCAGCCCCAGCAACUGACCAUGGCCUCAGAAGCAGAAAGAGCAUUCCAUCGAUUUGCUGUCUUUGGAGAAUCGUCCAGCAGUGGCAAUGAAAUUACCAACAAGAACUUCUCCAAACUCUGUAAAGACUGUGGCAUCAUGGACGGCAAGGCAGUGACCUCCACAGAUGUGGACAUUGUGUUCAGCAAAGUGAAGGCCAAGAAUGCCAGAACCAUCAACUUCCAACAGUUUAAAGAGGCAAUGAAGGAGCUGGGCCAAAAGCUCUUCAAGGGGAAGAACCCAGAUGAGGCUCUGGAAGAUGUUUUUAAACUCAUGGAAGGCAAGGACCCUGCCACCACCGGUGUUACUAAAGCAACGACGGUGGGUGGAGUAGACCGGUUGACGGACACCAGUCCUGCUUUUAGCAAAGUGGGAAGGAAAGAACCAUCUUUUUUUAUGAAGAACAAAGUGUUUACCUUUGAUCAAGGGUUCGCCAGUGUCUCAUCCUACUCAUAAGCCCCAGGGCCAUGCGCAUCAGCACCUCCUACCAAAGUGGCAGGCUGAGAACAAAGAACCUCCAGGACUUCUUCCCACAGUCCCCAUUACCAAUGCCCAGCUGAGUGUGCCAGCAUCUUGCACCCUUGACUCAGGGCCUGUCCAUUCAGAGCACUGCUAGGAAUCUCUGCAUGCUGGCUCUGCAGCCCCAACAAGCUGGUUCUGGCUCUUGAGAGAAUGUGAACUACCUGACCUGAUCAGAUUCUUGGUACUGGAUGGUGUGUGGUAAUUUGUCCUGCUGAAAAAAGGGCUAAGUUGCUCAGCUUUUUAUCAAAUAUCUGGAUCUUCAUCAAAGUCAACAAGCUAGUUUCAAGGAACUUGCCAGCUCUAACCUUUGACCCCACAGGCCUUUCAGCCUUGUCUCCCUGAGGGCAUUCUCCACAUUUACACAUUUACCAGAGCUAUGUAUCACCCUGCCCCACCUUCUGGGAUGCUCUUAGGAGAACCUUUUCACCUUCAGCGGCAGAAGCAGGAGUCAGAAGGCAGACCCCGACGUGCUCUGGGGUUCACUGUGGAGCUCACAGGAAG